Gloeophyllum trabeum ATCC 11539 is the source of this 829-nucleotide messenger RNA. Its product is annotated as 40S ribosomal protein S7. Lineage: Eukaryota; Fungi; Basidiomycota; Agaricomycetes; Gloeophyllales; Gloeophyllaceae. Gene Ontology annotation, biological process: translation; ribosomal small subunit biogenesis; rRNA processing. Gene Ontology annotation, cellular component: 90S preribosome; cytosolic small ribosomal subunit; ribosome. The record is from RefSeq and is a predicted model, not a curated record. The coding region runs from base 26 to 616 and encodes 196 amino acids. The transcript is spliced from 3 exons. Gene Ontology annotation, molecular function: structural constituent of ribosome.
GCUAGGUCCUACCACCACCCUCAAGAUGUCCGUCCAGCACAAGAUCCUCCGCACGGCCAACGCGCCCACCACUCCCCCAGAUGAGACCGAGACAAGCGUCGCGCAGGCCCUGAUCGACCUCGAGAACAACGUCCCCGAGCUCAAGACUGAGCUUCGCCCCCUCCAAAUCUCAGCAGCACGUGAAGUCGAUGUCCGGGGCGGCAAGAAGGCCAUCGUCAUCUUCGUCCCUGUCCCUCAAUUGAAGGCCUUCCACAAGGUCCAGCAAAGGCUGACCCGCGAACUGGAGAAGAAGUUCUCUGACCGCCAUGUUGUUUUCGUUGCCCAGCGCCGGAUGCUGCGCAAGCCCACCCGGACGUCCCGUGUCAAGCAGAAGCGCCCUCGCAGCCGCACGCUCACGAGCGUGCACGAGAAGAUUCUGGAGGACUUGGUGUUCCCGACGGAGAUCGUCGGCAAGAGGACCCGGGUCGCCGUCGAUGGCUCGAAACUCUUGAAAGUUUUCCUUGACUCGAAAGACGCCACAUCACUCGAGUACAAGCUUGACUCGUUCUCGUCUGUGUACCGCCGGCUGACGGGGAAAGACGUUGUGUUCGAGUUCCCUGUGGUCGCGCAGGAGUAGGUGAUUUUGGGACUGGAUUCCGCCAUGCGCGCGUGAUAGGGCCGAUAUGACAUGUUCUGCGGUUGUACUACGAUCUCCCAAAAUAUAUGGCAUAUGCCCGUUAUGUGCAGCUCUUCUUUUCUCUUAUCUUUGGGUACGCUAGCGUAACUCCCUGAUGCUGUGAUCACGCCCAAGUUCCGGGAGUGUAUGUAUGAAUGAAUCGAGUUUGGUCCG